UUGUUCCAUGAAUGCACAGUAAGUGCACACUAAAUUGUACAUUACAGGUGUGGUCAGCACAUGACAGCUAUACAGCAAAAACACUACUAAUGGCCUCAAGAUUGAUCCUUUCUAUAGAAAAGUUAGGGUAGGUUAAACACGACAGCAGGUCAAGAAGUUUUACCUGCUCUACUGCAUUUUUGCAAAUAAAGCAAAACUUAAGCAAGCGGAAAUAAAAUUGUAUACAUACGCUAGAUUUAGAAGUUACUAAAAUUGAAUGGAAAAUGCAAAAAAAAUAAAUAAAUCAUGUAGCCAGGCUGUGUAUAAAUGCAUCUUAGCAAGGCUGACUGCAUGUGAAACCAGCUCACAGUACAAACAGAAGACGACGGAACUUGAUUGCAUGUGGAAUAUCUGUUACUUCUUGUUAAAGCUACAAGACUGAGCACUACUGCAUUCCUGCUGAGAGGCUUAGCCUUAGGGUCUGCACUGACAGGGCAGACUUAUCGCAACCACUGCACUGAUGGAAGCAAAGCAGGCGAGCAGCAACACGCUCCUUGUUGGAGAAGAACGUUUACAAAGUAGAGCACAGAGGUGUUAGCUGCGGUUGUGACAGAAGUAUUUGCCAUGACAUCAUGAGUUACCCAUCGAGCUGAAAUAAGAACACAAAGAGCCUCGCCUUGAUUAUACUGAUUACAGAUUACAUAUUAACAAGUGUACUAGUAGACAACAGAUGAAUUAAUGUUUUUAUUAGGUACAAAGACUAUAUGUAUAGCUACAGAGAGUGGUUUUGACUUUAUUUUUGACCGAUUAAGACAAACUUUAGAUCAAAUGUUCUCCAAUGUUCCCCUGGCCUGAGAUCUACACUGACUUUUCCUUUACAGAGAGUGCAAAACCUCAGACAAGACAAUUUACAUCAACUUCUGUCAGUGAAUUAUUGCUAUUCCUCUAUCAGCUAGCUGGAAAAUAUAGUUAAUGAUCAACUUCAAUCACUCGAGAACGGUUUCAAACAAGAAGUCAUAAACAUGACGCCCACCAGGAAGGUAAUAAAACGCUGAUUCUGUGAAAAAAAUGUCAGUCAAUCCUCCAGCUAACCUAGAGAUCAAAAAUUAAUGAAACAUUACUUUGCAAUGAGCCACAACUGUGUGAAGGAGAGGGGAGAGGGGGGACAGAGGAGGAGAAUGGGUGAGGGAGACCCUGACCAGUGUGUAGGCGUGAACUGCUCCAUGCAUUGCAUGUGCACUGUUAGAGCAUCCUAACCAGUCAUCCUGCUGCUCAGCACCAGCCGACUGGAAAAAUAACUUCAUCAAACUGUCACUGCAUUGAUCCUGGCACUGGUGAGUGAUUGCUUCAAUAUUCUCUGUUGUGCACAGUUGUACAAAUACAGCAUAUAAUGGGUUAAGAAAUAUCAGUAUUUUACUGCAUCAGUUGAAUGUAGACACUUUAAAUGAAGAAGACUACCAUUAAUAUUCACAUUGUAUGUGGUUAUGACUGUAACUGACAAUUACUUCUGUUAUUUUCUCAGUUAAGGGAAUAGUUGUCUCUGCAAAAUUUCAGAAAAAUGGUAAAAAAAUAUUAAGCUAAAGGUCAUGCCAUCAAAUAUCUUCUUUUGUGCACAAACCAAAGAUAUUCAGUUUACUGUCAAAUAUGAGUAAAGAUGCAAGAAAAUAUUCAAACUUUAGCAGCUGUAAUUAGAGAACUCAAGCUGAUUAAUUUAUUUACCAAAAGAGUUGCUCUAUAUGUGAUAUUUUCAUUGGCUUUUACAUUUAAAGAACCAAAUAAAGGUACAAUAUGUAACAUGAUGAGAUUCAGAGUCAGUGACAAACUGCUACAUACUUUGCAACUCUUGAUCAACCUCAGUUUAACAGUUAUAUACUCUGUGUUGGUUAUAAUUUAACUACUAUGGAAUAGCAGUUACUACAGCACCAAAAUAUGCAACUGAGGCCAUUCAUUAUUAUAUGUCAGGAAAGGAUAAUGAUCCCCGCUUUAAUUGCAAUUCUACAGAUUCAUCCAUAGAAUGUAAAAGGAUGGCAGAGAAAACUGGGACACUACAAAUAAAAAAAAAACAUUAGUGUCUUUAAAAUAAUAUUACUGAUAAUGACAACAUGUCACUUGAGAUGCUACUAGAAGUUACCCAAAAGACAUGAAACACUUCAGUGAGUAAAUUUAGUUAUUUUUAUACUCACAAUGGGAUUUAAAGAAUAAAUAGUGUUAAGAAAGUGUAAAUUAGCAUAUUAUAUAUACAUAUCCAUAUAUAUGCAUGCUGGAAAUGAUGGUUCACUGAUAUUUGCUUAUGUACUACAACCUUAGUUAAAUUAACGCCUCUGGCAAUCUCAAUGUAAGAUUAACUUUAUGAGCUUGACAAAAUAUGACUUCAAUGUGUAAAUAGUAUUACAUCGUGAGGUGUUUCUUUUGCUCCCACUUCGCAUUUAAUAAAAACCAAAUGUUUGCUUGUUUUAUGAGAGCAGGAAGUUGCACUUAAAAUUUCAUUGGCAGAAUUCACCCGUCUGUCCUCUACAUCAAACAUUAAUUCAUCUGUGUCAGUCACAGUAGUGUAUUCGUACCUCUAAAGCAAAUUUACAUUCCAUAAAACAUCUAACAUUUUGAGUUAAUUAAGAUUUGACCUGCCACAGGUUUGAUUGCUGCACCACAAGUGACCGAACAUGUUCCCUGGCUCACUUCAACCAAAUGUCCAUGAUGAGAAAAACAUGCUGCUUUAAAGUGGUGGAUAUUAUUUUGAGAUAUGGAGCACUGGAAUAUGACUGAUCUGACAGCCAAACCAAUCUCACCUUUGUCUAACUGUACUGUGGAUACCAGCUACCGCUUCACCUUCUACCAAGUGUCCUACAGUGUCAUCUUCCUGCUGGGGUUGGUCACCAACAGCUUGGCUCUGCGCAGACUGUGUCUAUCCUCCUGCACCAUGAACAGCACAGCCAUUUACAUGGUCAGUCUGUCUACUGCUGACUUAUUUUUUGUGAUCUCUUUACCAUUGAGAAUCUACUACUAUCACCAAAAGGCUCGAGCUUUGUCCUCCAAGACAGGAGACUGGUCUGGUUGGACUCAUGGGGUGGCUUUCUGCCAGAUCACUUUCAUCCUCAAAUACAUCAGCUUGUAUGGGGGAAUCUUCUUCCUGGUGUGUAUUGCUGUGGACCGUUACUUUGCUGUAGUGCACCCUCUGGCAUCAACACUCCGCAGGCGGCGUGUUGCACGGGUGGUAAGUGGGGGGAUCUGGUGCCUGGUGCUGGGGCUCAGCGUGGGUCUGCCUUUGCUGCAGUCACUUGCCACUCGCCAGAACCAACCCUGUCUGCUGGACCCAUCCUUGCAACACCACCGCACCAUCAUCCUGGUAGCCCUGGGUGUAGUGCUGGGGUCAUUUCUGUUGCCCACUCUCAUACUCCUUUACAGUUACUGCAGAGUGCUGCGUGUGCUUAACCAGCCGAGACACCGCUGCCGCAGCCACCGCCGCGGCCGUCAGCACACCCUCAGGGUUAUCUACUGGGUGCUGGGCGUCUUCCUGCUGUGCUUCCUCCCCUACCACAUCAACCUGCUGGGAUAUACACUCACACACAUGGAGCUGCUGCCCCACUGUGGCCUGGCCAAGGUGACCAAGGCUGUGCACCCAGUGGUGCUCUCCCUCGCCAGUUUCAACUGCUGCCUCAACCCAAUUAUCUACUAUUUCUCCAGCAGCCUGGUGCACAGGAAGGGUCCUGCUGGUGGAGGCAGCGGCAGCCACUGACACACAGUGGACACACAUAACUUCACACAACUACUGGAAAGAACCUUUUGAUGAAUCUUAACAUAUGUUAAGAACACAAGACUGGUAAACAGUAAUACAACUGACUAUGCCAGGGUCCACUCUCAUUACCGUGUAUGUGUUAAUAUGUGUGUGUAAAUAUGCAAUCUGUAUUCUAGGAUGAAUUUCAACAUAUUAAACGAUCUUUGUGUGUUCAUUUUAGCGUGACUGCUGGGGAGCAGUCUGGAGUUCAGUGUCAUGAGAUGAACACUGCGACUUGGUUACUUCUUCUGUGUAUUUUCUCAUUACAACUUCAAUGUGAUUGUGAAAUAUUUACAUUUUUUAUAUGCAGUGAAUGUUGAAUUUAUGCGUAUUCUGCCUCUUUCACAAAAAUGCUGAUUAAAAGUUAUGAAGCAGUUUAAU
This is a messenger RNA of Amphiprion ocellaris (clown anemonefish), 4132 nucleotides long. Its product is annotated as lysophosphatidic acid receptor 6-like. Gene Ontology annotation, cellular component: membrane. Gene Ontology annotation, biological process: behavioral response to pain; G protein-coupled receptor signaling pathway. Bases 2720 to 3712 code for a protein of 330 amino acids. The transcript has a single exon. NCBI's taxonomy places the organism in Eukaryota, Metazoa, Chordata, Actinopteri, Pomacentridae. Gene Ontology annotation, molecular function: G protein-coupled receptor activity. The record is from RefSeq and is a predicted model, not a curated record.